UCGUGAUCAUUAACGUGCAAUAAAUUUACCAGUUUUUAUAACGAAUGUAGGUGAAUAGUGAUUAAAAGUUGAGAACAAUGCGGGGGACCGAACUCAUGAUGAUGGGCAUCAGUGCUCUGGGGAUCGUGACCGACUCAGCAAAUAAUGGAACUGUGAUCCAGAAUCCGUAUGAGUGGGAGAAUUCUGCGGAAUACUUCAAGGUUUCGUUGGCGGAUGUUGCUCCUGUUUCUGUGGUUGGUGAACCUGCACCGCCAGUCAUCAAAGUCGCUACUUUGGAGACUCCGCCAUACUCUGCGACUAUAGAGAAAAAUGGAAGCCUCCGAGGAGAGGGCUACGCAUUCGAGGUGUUGGAUUUGAUAGCAAAAAAAUUGAAUGUAUCAUACGAAAUUAUUAAGCCAAAAACCCCAGGGCUGGGAGACGAAACCUCCGGUCUUAUAGAGCUACUGAAAAACAAGGACAUUGAUAUAGCCGUUGCAUUCAUUCCCAUGUUAUGGAGAUUCACCGAAUUCACUCGCUACAGUCCUAUAAUGGAUGAAGCCCACAUCGUAGGCAUGAUGGUCAGACCUGCAGAAUCUGCAUCUGGCUCAGGACUUCUUGCACCGUUUGAUACAAGCGUUUGGAUGUGCAUACUAAUCUCUUCCGCAGCUAUCGGACCGACUAUAUACCUCUUCACUAGUUUCAGGUGAGUGAAUCGAUUGUUACCAAUUCGGGACAGAUCUGCUGAAAACGUUCGUGGGUGUUGUGAAUGUGUUAUAUAUCGAGAUGUAUUUCGUUCGUGUAAGCUAGGAAAGCCAAA
Diachasmimorpha longicaudata is the source of this 796-nucleotide messenger RNA. RefSeq names its product glutamate receptor ionotropic, delta-1-like. Bases 78 to 686 code for a protein of 202 amino acids. Gene Ontology annotation, cellular component: membrane. Lineage: Eukaryota; Metazoa; Arthropoda; Insecta; Hymenoptera; Braconidae. The record is from RefSeq and is a predicted model, not a curated record. Gene Ontology annotation, molecular function: ligand-gated monoatomic ion channel activity. The transcript is spliced from 4 exons.